AGUUGGCUCAAUGCCGCGAUGCUCGUUUCGUACAGAACCUCACCGUUCUCUCUUGCGAGCGGGUAAGGUCUGAGCAUGCUGUCUCCCUCGAUUGGCUCUAGCUGGGUCUGGCCGUAAUAGCCAAGCAACGUACCAGACAUUUCCCUCCGUCGCUCUUUUUCCCCAAGACACUCCUUUUGGGGCGAGGGAUGAGCGUCGGACGGGUUGAAAGUCGUUGCGGAGACUGGGCUCGUGUGUUUGAUGCAUCCAUCCGUUGUCUGGAGUACUAUCGGCGUCCGGGUGUACCUUCGGGAACGCUUGGAAAGUCACAUUCGUCGGGCUGAGCAGCUGCUAGUCUUUGACGAACCUUUCCAAUGCCGGAUGCCAACGUUGACUGCCUUACCCUGCUGUGUGCCCCCUUGGUCUAUUUGCCUAUUUGCCUGCCGAGGCCCUUCUCCGUCGCCCGUGGCCUGAGUAGCUCUGCAUCGCGAGUGCUCACCGGGUGUAUGCUCUUUUUCGCGCGAUCCGCGUUUACCGCUCAGAAUGUCAAUAAUCCGUAUUGCAUUUACCUAUUACACUGCCAACCUUGCGGUGGCAGCAGCAGGCGGUCCGAGGCAGGAGGCGUUGGUAGGACGUACGAGGGACAUCUCUUGACGGUUGGACCGGUGUUCGCAUCCGGGUCCUUUAGCGCACUUUGUGGCGCGUCACUGGGCGUCCUAUACCGACCUUCGGGUUUGGUUGGACGUCCGUGGCGAAACUCGAUUCAGACUAUUCUGGGUCAACUGGAUCGUGAAAAUUUUUUGCUCUGCCAAUCUCUUCGGAGAUUUUUAUUCUUUUGUUUUUUUUUCGGAGGCGGCUAGUAUAUACCUAUUCAAUUGUAGAGUUCCCUCGCUAGUGUUUAUCCGUUGAUUAAUUAUUUGAGAUAUUGUCUGUAGAUAUGAAUUGAAAACUAGGGGGCGGCAAGCCAAAUCACUCUUUCAAAGACGCUUGGGAUCUAUGGC
Messenger RNA from Desarmillaria tabescens, 980 nucleotides. RefSeq lists its product as uncharacterized. The transcript is spliced from 2 exons. Lineage: Eukaryota; Fungi; Basidiomycota; Agaricomycetes; Agaricales; Physalacriaceae. The record is from RefSeq and is a predicted model, not a curated record. Bases 354 to 839 code for a protein of 161 amino acids.